Messenger RNA from Penicillium verhagenii, 2025 nucleotides. RefSeq lists its product as uncharacterized. The transcript has 6 exons. Gene Ontology annotation, molecular function: DNA-binding transcription factor activity, RNA polymerase II-specific; DNA binding; zinc ion binding. The coding region runs from base 1 to 2025 and encodes 674 amino acids. Lineage: Eukaryota; Fungi; Ascomycota; Eurotiomycetes; Eurotiales; Aspergillaceae. Gene Ontology annotation, cellular component: nucleus. Gene Ontology annotation, biological process: DNA-templated transcription; regulation of DNA-templated transcription. The record is from RefSeq and is a predicted model, not a curated record.
AUGGCCUCGCCAUAUGCAGAAGUUGCUGGCAAGCGGGUUCGACAGGCCUGUGAGCCCUGCAGACGGAAAAAGGCUAAAUGCCACGGGGAGCAGCCGGUUUGCUCUUUGUGUGCUAGGUUGCGCCAAGAGUGCGUAUAUGCGGAGUCAAGACGCCGACAUGUACCACCGGAGGAUCAGUCGAGGUCGAGUGUCCCGCCUCCGGGUCCGCCCCUACAUGCAUCGUCUCCAAAUCUCGAAGAUCGACUACGCAGCUUAGAGGGAAAGCUGGGAGCAGUGCUUGAUCAUUUGGGAUCUAGAGCUGAGCAUUCGAUGCCAAAUGAUGUUCUCUCUGCGACGCCGUCGGGCAUUGGCUCGUCUGUAAUUCUGCCGCCGUGGGAAGAUAUCAUCCCUAUAGCAGAGCUUUACUUACUGUAUUGUGAAUCUCAGCCUCUGCCUCUGUUCCACAUAAGUAGCUUCAUCACCAGUCUUCAAGGGCGCGAUAUUGAGAUCAUAUAUGGAAUUCUGGCUCUGAGUCUCAGAUUCUCCGACUCAUACCGCAAUUACCACAACUUAACAGAAUUGGUGAACAGCUAUGCAGAAGUGGCGCGGGGUCUGGUUAUGAAGCGGGUCUCCGAGGGGCCAGUCGAAAUUUCAACCCUCCAGUGCCUGUGUCUCUUGAGUCUAGUUGACUUUACAAAUGGAAAUACACACCGCUCCAGCAUCCACAGCAGUCUGGCAGUGAACCUUGCACGCUGCGCCAACCUUGGCCUCGAGUCUCGUGCAACGACAAAUAACAUCCUCCGCGAAGAGCGAAGGCGAUGCUAUUGGAGCAUAUUUCUUCUGAAACGCAUACACGGCGGCGACUUCUCCAUUCUAGAUCUCCCAGAUGCCGGAGGUCCGCCCUACCCCCAGAGUCCCACCCGACCAGCCCGUGCCAUCUCUCCUGUUCCCCCGACCCCAGGUGUCCGGCGAAGUGAGCUGCAGGACCAGGGAAUCGUCGCGUACGUCAUCAUGCUGAGCGAGGCGUUUGGAAGAACUGCUCGAUACGUGCGACACCGCGGUCGCCCGGGUAAUGUGCCGCCUUGGUCGCCGGACUCCGAGUACUCGAAGAUCAUUGCCUUGCAGAUGGAUCUGGAAACUCUCAUGCCGCUGACGCACCGCUUUAAGCCCGCGAACCUGAGUGAUAGGUCGUUGGAGGAAUUGCAGACUCAUAGAGAGUAUUGGGGUCCGUGGUUUUUAAAUCAGUUCAUGUACCACACCAUCCUCUGUCUCCUCAAUCACCCGUUGCUCCUGUCGUUGAGUCUGCGUACGUUUCGAAGUACCAUUCCUGAGAUUUUCUUGCAACAUACUUCGGAUUUAAUCUCGUCUCAUACGACUUGGAUCAUUCAUUUCAUCAACUUUUUUGAAGAGAAGUCUUUCUUGGUGUCGGAUCCGUUGCUGGGGUAUAGCGCUGCGGUCGUGGCUACUAUCGAGCUCCAGUUAAGCUUCACGGAGAAUCCGGCUAUUAGAGAACAGAAGCGAGACCGGUUUGCGAAAUGUGUUAAAUUUGUACAACAAAUCGGUGAGAGGUGGCCUCAUAUGGCUCGCUUGGCAGAACGACUGGAACACCUGGAAAAUGCUGUUUCAGCCACAUACCAAUCUGAUCCGGGUGUCCAGAACCAAAGUCUUCUGAUUGAUCUCUCUCGCUUCUGGGAAAUCCUCGAGUACUCAUCAAACAGUGAUGUGGAUUCCGCCAGACGUUUAUUCGGAAAUUCGCUUUACACCGGGCCCCCCACUGUGGCUAAUGAGGUAUCGCAAACUUCGCCUUUACCGGCACCGACUCGGUUGAAUGCACUAGAAGAAUCGUCUUCGACUCUUCAAUCCCCGAACUUCAAUGCCAAUCCCGUCUUUUCCAAUGGGCCGGAUUAUUCUCAAGGCGCGCUGCUGGCACCGCAGCAGCUGGCUUUGUCCAACGAUGACUUCUCCAUCCUUGCGACCAACUUCUUCUCACAGGGGCAAGAGUUUCUUCGGGGUAGUGAUAGUUGGGAGAACGUUGGAAACUUCUAA